Messenger RNA from Dictyostelium purpureum, 779 nucleotides. RefSeq lists its product as uncharacterized. Gene Ontology annotation, molecular function: protein serine/threonine kinase activity; RNA endonuclease activity; ATP binding. Gene Ontology annotation, cellular component: IRE1-TRAF2-ASK1 complex. Lineage: Eukaryota; Evosea; Eumycetozoa; Dictyosteliales; Dictyosteliaceae. The coding region runs from base 7 to 756 and encodes 249 amino acids. The record is from RefSeq and is a predicted model, not a curated record. Gene Ontology annotation, biological process: IRE1-mediated unfolded protein response; intrinsic apoptotic signaling pathway in response to endoplasmic reticulum stress; mRNA processing. The transcript has a single exon.
GUAUUAAUGGAAAAGAGAAAAACAAAAUCGGUCGAUAUAUUUUCAUUAGGUUGUAUUUUCUAUUACUUUAUUACAAACGGUCAACAUCCAUUUGGUGAUAGAAUUUUCAGAGUGGUCAAUAUUGUAUCAGAUAAACCAAAUUUUGAACAUCUCGUUGCUGUCCAACCAAUACUAUGCGAUCUUAUUAAACAAAUGGUUUCAAAAGACGAAAAAUCAAGGCCAACCAUCGAUCAAAUCACACAACAUCCAUUCUUUUGGAAUUAUGAUAAGAAGAUUAAAUUCAUUGAUAAUUUAAAUAAUUUGUUUAAAGACCAAAAUCUAUUUGAUUCAAAUUUAAAUAGAUUAUUAAACUUUAUAGAUAUUGAAGAUAGUGGCUGUAGUAGCAAUACAUUAUAUUUAGGUAAACCUUGGAAUAAAAUUAUUGAUACCGUAUUAAUAGACCAUAUUACAAAUAAACAAAAAAAACAAAAACAAAAUAACAAAAAAACAUAUAUCUACAAUUAUGACUCCAUCAAAGAUUUAAUAAGAUGCAUUAGAAAUACAAUUCAACACCACAAAGAAAUACAACAAAUAAUCCAAGAAUACAACAUAAAUCACUAUAGCAAUAACAAUAAUAACGAAGCCAUCAUUUUAUCUCUGUCGAGUCAUGAAAGUGUGAUAAAGUAUUUCGAAUCAAAACUACCAGAUUUAUUAUUUUUUAUUUAUAAAAAGUUAAAAAACCAUGAUGAUUUUAAAAAACUUUACUUUAAUUUUUAAAUAAACUUUUUUUUUUAUAAAAU